Belonocnema kinseyi is the source of this 927-nucleotide messenger RNA. RefSeq names its product meiotic nuclear division protein 1 homolog. Gene Ontology annotation, biological process: reciprocal meiotic recombination. Gene Ontology annotation, molecular function: double-stranded DNA binding. NCBI's taxonomy places the organism in Eukaryota, Metazoa, Arthropoda, Insecta, Hymenoptera, Cynipidae. The coding region runs from base 193 to 810 and encodes 205 amino acids. The record is from RefSeq and is a predicted model, not a curated record. The transcript has 5 exons. Gene Ontology annotation, cellular component: nucleus.
AUCUGCGUGUUUGCGCAUGCACAUGCGGUUGGUUGUCAGAUCGUCAGAUGAAGCAAACUUUCUGAAACUUUGUUAUCUUUGCGUACUUUGUUGAGUGAAUAACAUAAAAAAGGAGAUUUUUAAGUGACACUAACCCUUCAUUUGUGUAAACUUUCAUAAAUAUCCGGAAGAAGCUCAAAUUUUUUGAUAGAAAUGUCAAAGCGCAAGGGAGUAUCAUUGGAUGAGAAGCGAGCAAGAAUGCUUCAAUUAUUCUACGAAAAAAGAGAAUUUUUCACUUUGAAAGAAUUGGAGAAAGUUGCUCCUAAAGAAAAAGGAAUUGUUGCUCAAUCUGUGAAGGACGUUUUACAAAAUUUAGUCGACGAUGGACUCGUUCGUACUGACAAAAUUGGGACCUCCAUUUAUUUUUGGGCCUUUCCAGGAGAAAAGAUCACCUCCUUGGAAAACCGGAUUUCAGAAGCGAGUAAAAGGAUCGUCGAAGCAGAAUUUAAGAUCAGUAAACUUAAAGAAGAAUGUGAAAAAGAAAAGGCGGGGAAAGAGGAAAGCGAGGAAAAACAGACGAUACUGAAGGAAAUCGAAGAAUUCAAAAGAAGAGAGACUGAACUUCAUAGCCAGGUUGGAAAAUUUAGUGACAUAAAUCCAGAUGAGAUUGCUAAAUUAGCUGACACAUCAGAGUUGUACAAAGACGCUGCAAACAUCUGGACAGAUAAUAUCUUCGCAAUUCAGAGUUGGUGUAAAAACAAAUUCGACAUCUCGGAAGAGUUCCUUAACAAACAAUUUCACAUUCCGGAUGAUUUGGAAUAUGUGGAAUAAAAUUAAUGAAAUGUUGUUAAUACAAAGAUAAAUAGAUUAUAGAUUUUGUUAUUUUGUAAAUCAAACGUAUUUUAAGGCCUUUUGUAAUCUGCAUAAUUAUAGUGAUUACUUUUAUAA